AUGCCCUCCGCGUACGCGCAGCGAGCCCUGACGGUGCUGCUGCUCUUCGGGACCUUGUCCGCUGCCAUGGCCCUGCUCUCCUCCAGCCUCAUCUUCCAGCUCCCGUCGGGCCGGGCCGCUCCCGGUGCCGCCCCCGGUGCCGGCGGCGGUCGCGGGGCGCUCCCGGAGCCGGUGGCCGCCGCUCUGCUGCCGGUAUCGGCCGUGCUGGCCGCGCUCUGCCUGGUGCUCAACGUGAGCUGCCUCCUGCUCUGCCUCCUCCACGGCUACUUCAGCACCGAGCUGUGCCGGGGGCAGCUCGGGCCCGAGCGGGCAGACUGGUUCCUCCUGGACAGCCGGAGCGUCCGGCACGCAGCCAUCGGCCUCUUCUGCUGCGGGGUCUGCCUCUACCUCACAGCUCUGGCCCUUUUCAUGCUGCUGCUGUUGGAGCUGGAGGCUGCCAUCGCCAGCUCCUGCAUCCUGACCUCUGGAAUCCUCGUCCUGCUCAUCUCCGUGCUCCACGCGCUGCUCCGCGCUUCCCACAUUUCCCGGAUUUCCCGGAUUUCCCGAGGCUCGGAGCCUGCCCAAGCCCUGUACGAGAACGACUCCGCCCAGCCCGGGCACGGCAGCGACCUCAAGGGGAACCGCCCUGAAAUCCCCAGGGAAUUCUCCUUCCCACCUUCCCUGGAGCGCAAAUCCCAGCCGGGCUCCGCCUCCAGCAGCAAGCGGAGCGAGGAAAUCCCCAGGGAAUUCCAGCAGGAAUGUCAGGAGUGGUCCAGGAGCGAGGAAAUCCCCAGGGAAUUCCAGCAGGGAUGGUCGAGGAACAAGGAAAUGCCCAGGGAAUUCCAGCAGGGAUGGUCCAGGAGCAAGGAAAUCCCCAGGGAAUGUCUCCAGGAAUGUCAGGAUUUGUCCAGGAGCGAGGAAAUCCCCAGGGAAUUCCAGCAGGAAUGUCAGGAUUUGUCCAGGAGCGAGGAAAUCCCCAGGGAAUUCCAGCAGGAAUGUCAGGAUUUGUCCAGCAGCAAGGAAAUCCCCAGGGAAUUCCACCAGGAAUGUCUCCCCUGGUCCCGCACGCACAGGACCCUGGACUCGGGGCUGCUCCAGGAGCAGGGAAAACCUUGGAAUUCCAUCACCAGGACCACGAUGUCCCACAAGGACUCCACGCUGGUGUGA
Vidua macroura (Pin-tailed whydah) is the source of this 1146-nucleotide messenger RNA. RefSeq names its product transmembrane protein 221 (gene TMEM221). Bases 1 to 1146 code for a protein of 381 amino acids. NCBI's taxonomy places the organism in Eukaryota, Metazoa, Chordata, Aves, Passeriformes, Viduidae. The record is from RefSeq and is a predicted model, not a curated record. The transcript has 3 exons.